CACUUCCGGCCUUUGUGGGUCGUCGGUUUCCCGGGUGCCGCUGUCCAGCCCGGGACCUGGAGCUUCCCUGGACCCCGAGGGUAUCUCCUCCUAAAUAUUAAAUCAUAGAAUCUUAAAUCUGUGAUCCCUUUGCCCUUCUAAGUGAAAUCCAGAAUGGAUUCAACAGAGGAACAGGAUGGACUUAAGAUUGUGAAGGUGGAGGAAGACCCUAUCUGGUACCAAGAAACCUGCCUUCAAGAGAACAGCUUUUCUGGCCAGGAGGCCUCCCGCCAACUUUUCAGGCAUUUUUGUUACCAAGAGACUCCUGGUCCCCGAGAAGCACUGAGCCGGCUCCGGGAGCUCUGUCAUCAGUGGCUGAGGCCAGACACACACAGCAAGGAGCAGAUGCUGGAGCUGCUGGUGCUGGAGCAGUUUCUGAGCAUCCUGCCUGGGGAGCUCCAGGCCUGGGUGCGAGCGCAGCACCCGGAGAGCGGGGACGUGGCGGUGGCCGUGGUUGAAGAUCUGGAGAGGGUGCUUAAUGAGCCAGAGAACAAGGCCCCAGGUUACGGACACAGACAUCCUGACAUGCUCUCAGAGGAUGUGGUGCAUCUGAAGGCCAAGCAGGAAUCAGCAGCCAUCCAGCUUCAGUCCGUGGUGACACAGCUCAGAUGUGAAUCUUUUCGUCCCUACAAAUUUGGAGAACAUGAUGUUGAAACUAUACCUGAAAUCCAGGAUUUGGCAUUGAAGCAAGAAGUCUUAAAAGAAACGGAACAUUUUGGGAACAGCCGACUCCAAAGAGAUGUUCCUCUAGAUUCUAAGUACAGAGAACCUUGUAAACGUGAGAGCAGGGUAGAAAAGCAGAGGGGACAUCCCACUGGAGAGAGACGUCACAGGUGUAGUGAAUGUGGGAAAAACUUUACUCAGAAUUCAGUCCUCAUUCAGCACCAGAGAAUCCACAGUGGGGAGAAGCCCUAUGAGUGUGAAGAAUGUGGGAAGACCUUCAGCCAGAGGUCGGGCCUGAUUGAACAUCAGCGGAGCCACACUGGAGAGAGGCCCUAUCAAUGUAAGGAGUGUGGGAAAGCCUUCAGUGCCAGCAAUGGCCUCAUCAGACACAGGAGAAUCCACACGGGGGAGAAACCAUAUGAAUGCCAACAGUGUGGGAAAGCAUUCCGCCUGAGCUCUUACCUUGCUCAGCAUCAGAGGAUACACACUGGGGAGAAGCGCUAUCGGUGUAAGGAGUGUGGGAAGGCCUUCAGUCAGAACGCAGGCCUCUUCCAGCAUCUCCGAAUCCACACUGGGGAGAAACCCUACCAGUGCAGUCAGUGCGGUAAAGGCUUUAGCAGGCGAACACUCCUUAUAAAACAUCAGAGAAGCCACACUGGAGAGAGACCCUAUGAGUGUGAUGAGUGUGGGAAGGCCUUCAGUCAUCACAGCAACCUCAUUAGGCACUUCAGAAUCCACACUGUCGCCAAACUGCACUGAUUCUAUAGUCACGCAGGCCCCUAAGUUGGGCCGUCUUGGAAAGUACGGUUUUUCAAGUGGCUAAUUUUUGUUCCUAUCAUGCUGGGUGGUUUUUUUUUUGCUUUGAAAUGAGUAGCUUGUCUGCAAACCAGAUGCUGGUGUCUCCUGGGUGGAUAACUGCAGAUAGCCUCCUUAUCCCUCAUCCCUUGGUCCAUUUCUAAUGGUUUUCCCGUAAAAGAAACAAAUCUUACCUGGAAAUAAAUUGGUAUGGAGGUUCCAUUCUUGAGUAAUACUGACUACUGAACAAUUCUAAAAGACUAGCAUCUUUUUAGUAGUCUUUUUAAAAGAGUAGUACUCUUUUUAAAAGUAGGUAAAGUCAAAGGAUAUUCAGAGAUUUUUUUCUUUUCUGUAAAGGUUACAUUUUAAGCACAUUUAAGGUUUUGGGGGAUAAGAGUCAUUUUCAUUCCUAUAGGAAAUCAUUGCCAUGGUCUCCCUAGGAAUGCAAUGUAUGGUGUCUUUGAGGCCUUUAUCGGGAGGGGUGUCAAACUCAU
Messenger RNA from Rhinolophus ferrumequinum (greater horseshoe bat), 1991 nucleotides. RefSeq names its product zinc finger and SCAN domain containing 31 (gene ZSCAN31). The record is from RefSeq and is a predicted model, not a curated record. The transcript has 4 exons. Gene Ontology annotation, biological process: regulation of transcription by RNA polymerase II. Gene Ontology annotation, molecular function: RNA polymerase II cis-regulatory region sequence-specific DNA binding; DNA-binding transcription factor activity, RNA polymerase II-specific. The coding region runs from base 154 to 1461 and encodes 435 amino acids. NCBI's taxonomy places the organism in Eukaryota, Metazoa, Chordata, Mammalia, Chiroptera, Rhinolophidae.